AUGUUCGAUCCCCAAACUAAUGGAUUAGUGGUACUGUGUGCUUGUAGUGAGGUGGUGAAUAUAAAAGCAAUUCCACUAGAUGUGGUACCUAGCACGGGAGGGGAGCCUUGGACACUCAGUGUGCCCGGUUCAGAAGAAGAAGAAAGUGUGACCCCAAAGCCUGUACAGCAGACUGCGUCACCACCACUCACAACCGAGCAGCAGUUCCUAAAGUCCAUAGGGGAUAUUUUAGAGAAAACACAACGACCGGUAGUACCUGAGAACACUGCUUUUCGGAGGUUACGAGCUUUCUCCGGAAACGCCCCAACCCCAGCUGGGGAAGAAACCCUCGACACUUGGCUGAUGCAGGCCCAUUUGAUGGUGGAUGAAUGUGAGUGCUCUGUUGGCGAAAAACGCAAACGCAUCAUUGAGAGCUUAAAAGGCCCUGCAUUAGAGAUAGCUCAAGCGGUUAGGUCUAGUGACCCUCAAGCAACACCCAAAGACUAUCUAGAGGCCUUGGAGCGGGCCUUUGGCUCUUCUGUAUCCGGAGAGGACCUGUAUUAUACAUUUAGAUCACUUUGCCAAAAUCAAGGAGAGCGAUUGUCAGACUUUCUGCGCCGCGUUGAACAUGCAUUAACUAAGGUUGUUUUUAGGGGUGGUGUAGCAGCUAGCCAGAGAGAUCGGGUGCGUAUUGAACAACUUCUACGAGGGGCAAUCGAGUCAGACCUUAUGCUGGUACAACUACGCCUCCGUGAGCGCAAGGACUCACCCCCUUCAUUUUUACAGCUGCUAACUGAAAUCCGGGAAGAGGAAGAUCAGCAGUCAGUGAGACAGAGGUCACCGCCCCCGAACCCCAAAGCCACAAUACGGCAGGUUAGAACAAAUGAUGAUGAGCCGCUGAGUUCCACAGAUGCAGCUAAGCUCUGA
This is a messenger RNA of Neoarius graeffei (lesser salmon catfish), 906 nucleotides long. Its product is annotated as paraneoplastic antigen Ma1 homolog. Lineage: Eukaryota; Metazoa; Chordata; Actinopteri; Siluriformes; Ariidae. Bases 1 to 906 code for a protein of 301 amino acids. The transcript has a single exon. The record is from RefSeq and is a predicted model, not a curated record.